Molecule: messenger RNA, 1814 nt
Organism: Cicer arietinum (chickpea)
Lineage: Eukaryota; Viridiplantae; Streptophyta; Magnoliopsida; Fabales; Fabaceae
Source: RefSeq, a predicted model, not a curated record
CAAUAUCAACGUAGUAUAUUUUUGAAUAAAUAAUUUGGUAUAUAUUCUAAAGACACAAGACACCAGCGGAAGGACAGUCCUAAAGCAUGUGAGAAGGAAAUGAGAAGAAAGAAAAUUUAUCUACAUGUGAAAGAAAAAUCUAUUCUCUCUUUCAUGUUUGUUUCCGUGUAAAAUGGAAUUCCACGUCUUAAUUAACCAAGAUGCUGGGUUCAUACAAAGCUGCUUCUUAAAUUAGGUCAUAAUUGGAGACCAAGAACUAUGGAAUCAGCUGAAGGUAGGGUUCAUUAUAGUACUAAUUCAUUUCCCAAAAAGUUAGUAGCUGAUGGGAAACUUAGCAAUUCAAUUAAUGAUCAAAUUCAGGCUGAUUCAGUUCCAGCACCAGAUAAUAAAAAUUCUGAUAAGCUACCAGAUAUGAAAUGGUGGCUACAUGUGAAAAGCAAUUUCGAUGGUGAAGCAAAUUAUUCCUGCAAGACUGAGCUUGGUGACUUCUAUGCCGAAUUUCUUGAUGGCAAUGUUAAGAAUGGGGAAGAUCAAUCUAUCAUUGACUUUGAUGCUUUUUCUUAUGUUGGAAGCGAUAAUUUUUCCGUAGAUCAGCCACGGCAUGUCUCUCCUACACGUAUGAGAAACAGCCACAAUACCAGAAUGCGAAAAAUGGAAGCGUCAUUGAAUAAUAAUGAUUUGCAUUUUACUCCCAAGAAGAUAGAUCAGAAGGAGGAAUUUGGGUUUACUGAUGGUCGUUUUUUGGACUGUGAUGUUUCCGAUUUCUCGGUCUCUGAAAAAUUGACAUCAUGUAGUCUGGAAUCACAUUGGAUAGGAACUGAGAAACCUGGACCGUGGUGGCGCACUGCUGGAACAGAUGAGUUGGCUUCCUUGGUUGCUCAGAAGUCACUUGAGAAUAUUGAAAAUUGUGAUCUCCCUCAUCCGCAGCCUAAGCAUUUUAGGCAGAGAUUCUCAAAGGGUGUUGAUCAUGAUAAGAUUUCACCAUCACUUUUAAACCAGAAAUCUGAGACUGGUUCUUCCAAUGCCGAUGGUUAUACACCUACUUCUGGCUGUUCUUUUCAGGAUUCAAACAGUCAUUUCAGUUCCGGCCAGAGCAAAGAUUCUUAUUCAAGCAACAAAGAUUGUCAAAUAAAUUCCGAGAAUAGCAACAUUACGGAGCUGUUGGAAGCAUUGUGUCAUUCUCAAACAAGAGCAAGAGAAGCCGAGAAAGCAGCACAGCAAGCCUACAACGAGAAGGAGCAUAUCCUUAGUCUUUUCUUUCGACAGGCUUCUCAACUCUUUGCAUACAAGCAGUGGUUCUACAUGCUGCAGCUCGAGAACCUCUGCCUUCAACUCAGAAACAAAAACCAGCCAUUGUUAAAAAAAAUUCCAGCAGGCUUACCGGGAACGCAGCUUAAGAAAAACCGAGGCAGAGCUGAUAAGAGGAAGAGUAGUGAUAGAAAACGUGGAAUUAGAAAAUGUGUUGUCGCUUUUGCAGUGGGUUGCCUUGCUGGGGCAGGUUUGCUUCUUGGUUGGACCAUGGGAUGGAUGUUUCCUUCAUUGUAAAUGAUGACAUCUUGAUUGGGACAUUGACUAAUGUUUGUGUGCUUCUGCUAUGCUCUUCUGGAGUUUGAGUUCUGUUGUGCUGAUAUGAUUCAAAAGAGUGUGUAUAUAUAUAUAUAUAUAAUGUUAUCCGUUGUUUUCAUUUCCAUCAUUUGUAAAUAUUCCUCUUUCAUUAAGCCGGUUAGUUGUAUAUAUUUAAAGAUGACAUUUGUGUAUAAAGAAUGUGUGUAAUGUAGCAAUGCAAGGCUUUCCAUGUCCAUGUUUUUUUAUUA